Seriola aureovittata is the source of this 5867-nucleotide messenger RNA. Its product is annotated as tripartite motif-containing protein 16-like. Lineage: Eukaryota; Metazoa; Chordata; Actinopteri; Carangiformes; Carangidae. The record is from RefSeq and is a predicted model, not a curated record. The coding region runs from base 2752 to 4413 and encodes 553 amino acids. Gene Ontology annotation, molecular function: zinc ion binding; protein binding. The transcript has a single exon.
AAGUUUUCCCAAAUAUUUUAUAAAAUUUAGGGCAGAACCCAUAGUGUCUUGCUGCUUCCCCCCCCUUUAAGUACCUGAAAUAGUUUCCAGAACCUCUUUCUACAUAAUUGUUUUGCUUAAGUCCCUGUUUUGGUCAUCUGAGAGAUUUGGUCAUUUUAUUUUAUCAAAGAAUCUUUUCCUUGUAAUUGGUUUAAUGCAGAACGUGUAGCAUCUAACUGUUUCCCAAUGAACUUGGAAGGGGAGUUUUUAAAUUCUCCCUCCAACUCCUUAAUUUUCUUCUCCAACUCCAUUUGGGUUUUGAGGGCCUUUUUCUUUUGUGCUGAAGUUUAAGAUAUGAUAGCACCACCAAGGUAGGCCUUUGCUGCCUCCCAUAUAACGUUGUAGGUCUCACUUCAGGAGAUUUGUUCUCAGAGAUAACUUGUUUAGGUUCUUUGUAUGGAUGAGAGAUGGUCACACUAAUAGGGGCAUGGUCAGAUACAGUCUGACUUCCUAUGGUACAGUCUUUAAGUCUAUCUAAAAGUAUUCAGGAUAAUAGGAAAUCGAUUCUUGAGAAGGCUAGGUGCAUCAUGCAAGUUUAAAUCUGAGCAAAAUCAGCUAGUUUAAGGCUUUUACGAGAAGAAAAAGGCCUAGAGGGACACUGGUCGACAGUGGGGUUAGAUAUACAGUUAAAGUCACCACCUAUUAGAAUGUAAGAGGAAGAAAAAUCAGAUAUGUCUGCCAACAAUUUAUGAAAAAAAGCAGAUUCAUAUGUACUAGGGGCAUAGAUGCAACCCAGUAAAAUGUGUUCUCCAAAGAGGUAUCCAGAAAUAAGCACAUAGAGGCCUUCUUUGUCACUUAUUGCUCUAUCCAAUGUAAAAGGAAGGCUGCGAUGUAAAAGAAUAGCCACACCUCGGCUAUGGUAUUUAAAAGAGGAAUGAAAAACCUGCCCAACCAAAUUCCUAUGCACCUUAAUAUGUUCCAGAUCAGUCAGGUGGGUCUCCUGUAAAAAGGCAAUAUGGCAUUUCUCCUUCUUAAAAAGAGUGAGAAUCUUUUGGCGCUUGAUGACAUGAUUUAAACCUUUAACGUUCAGCGAGGUGAUUUUAAGAUCACUCAUAUUUAUAUACUAAUAAGGUAAAUAUAUAGAAGCUUAUUUCCACUCUUAAAUGAGAGAGAGGACAAACCACUAGGUGAGAGAGGUGAGAUUAGACAUUUGUCUCUGUCUAAUAAUCAAGAGUGCUCGAGACAGAAAGGCUCAAAGCACUAGCAGAGGUGGUAGCCUCAGCCAUAACCACCAACUGACAACGCCGCCCAAAGACCACCAACUUCAUCAAGGCAGGAGAGAGACAACCCCCACAGCAUAAGUCAGCGACUGGCCUCCUAGCCUCAGCAGCCAACUAAGAGCUGAGAGUGGAUCUGGUUAAGCAGCGCCCCAACCACACUGCGUCCGGACAUGGUCAUCUUCUCCAACUGCACCAAGAAGGUGAUCAUGGUAGAGCUCACUGUACCCUGGGAGGAGCGCAUGGAUACCAGGAGUUGACAGAGCAGUGCAGGAGCUAUGGAUGGACAACCCACUGUGAGCCUAUUGAGGUGGGAUGUCAAGGAUUUGCAGGCCGGUCAUUAUGCAGACUCCUCACCAAGCUUGGGAUCAUGAGUCAGACUAAGAAGAGGGCCAUCAAAUCAACCGUUGAUGCUGCAGAGAGAGCUACUAGGUGGCUCUGGCUGAAAAGGGAAGCCAAGUGGCUAAUUGCUGCUGGGAUGCAGGCCGGGGACUGAUCACCCCUGGUCGGGUCGCCUGGACGAGGGUGUAUGAUGUUCGAACAGACCCGAAACACCCGAUGAACCCAGGUUACAUCACUGAAGAUGCAUUCUAGCGCAUCCGCAGGAUCUAUUCUAGUCCUGGCAAACUCCACCAGCGCUGAACCGCUGAGAAACCGGCAGAAUCCGUCAUCGUGAUAACGGGACACGGCUUCCAGGAGAAUCCACCUAGAUCCCGCGUCAAGGGUCUCUGGCUACGGUGCAACUCACAGUAGGCCGGUCUUAACAUCCUGCUCAUGACUGGUUGAUGUCGAAAUAUAGAAAUAUUUAAUCAUCAAAUUUUAUUUGUAGACAUAGUGAUCACUAGCUGUAUAGCCAUAGUGUAUAGCCAUAACUUAUUCUCUCCCACUAUUGCCAACUCAUCACACUGCUGAUUAUUAAACAUUACAUUUACUUUGUAGAUAGUAGUUUAGUUAAUAAACUUAUUUAUUUACACCCUGUUGUUGUCCUGUUGUGUUCUUCUAAAGUAGAGACUGGAGAUCAAUUUAAUUGAGAAGUCAGGCUUCUGAUAUGAGAUUGAUCACAUUAAUCAAUGAAAUAAUUAAUUGUUGUCCUCUCUGAGGAAUAGUGCCCCCUUUCAACGAGAGCGAAUUCUAAAUUGUGGUGUUCACACUUCAUCCCCAAAUAAUGUUUAUCACAUAGACAAAUAAGCCAGACUGUAAGUAAAGGGUUAAACACAGUAUCAAACUGCUCCUCUACCUGGAAUGAGACAAAGCCUGAUAACCCUCCCUCUUCUUCCUGCUCUCAAACACAGCCAGCUCCACUCUGUUCAUGUAUUUCCUUGUUCCCUCCCCUUCAGAUCUACAGUUUGAAGAUUGGUGGAACCAACAUGUGUUGAAGUGCAAGAGCUGACAGGCCCCGUUCACUGCAGAGGCACAUGUUGUUCAGAUCAGAGCUCAAACUACUUUCAGUUCUGAGAAAGUGAAAGUCAGACAGUCGUUGACACUGAGAGGUGAAAUGGCGCAGAAAGGAGUUCAGCUGGACCAGGAGACCUUCUCUUGUUCCGUCUGUCUGGAUCUACUGAAGGAUCCGGUGACGAUUCCCUGUGGACACAGCUACUGCAUCAGCUGUAUUAAAACCCACUGGGAUAAAGAGGAUGGAAAGAAAAUCUACAGCUGCCCUCAGUGUAGGCAGACCUUCACACCGAGGCCUGUCCUGGUGAAAAACACCAUGUUAGCAGUUUUAGUGGAGGAGCUGAAGAAGACUGGACUCCAAGCUGCUCCUGCUGAUCACUGCUAUGCUGGACCUGAAGAUGUGGCCUGUGAUUUUUGCACUGGGAGAAAACUGAAAGCUGUCAAGUCUUGUCUGAUGUGUCUGGCUUCUUACUGUGAGAAACACCUGCAGCCUCAUUAUGAUGUAGCCCCAUUAAAGAAACACAAGCUGGUGGAGCCCUCCAAGAAGCUCCAGGAGAACAUCUGCUCUCGUCAUGAUGAGGUGAUGAAGAUGUUCUGCCGCACUGAUCAGCAGUGUAUCUGUUAUCUCUGCUCUGUGGAUGAACAUAAAGGCCACGACACAGUCUCAGCUGCAGCAGAAAGGACUGAGAGGCAGAGAGAGCUCCAGCUGAGUCGACAACAAAUCCAGCAGAGAAUCCAGGACAGAGACAAAGAUGUGAAGGUGCUUCAACAGGAGGUGAAGGCCAUCAAUGGCUCUGCUGAUAAAGCAGUAAAGAACACUGAGAAGAUCUUCACUGAGCUGAUCCGUCUCAUCAAGAAAAGAAGCUCUGAUGUGAAGCAGCAGAUCAGAUCCCAGCAGAAAACUGAAGUGAAACGAGUCAAACAGCUUCAGGAGAAGCUGGAGCAGGAGAUCACUGAGCUGAAGAGGAAAGACGCUGAGCUGAAGCAGCUCUCACACACAGAGGAUCACAACCAGUUUCUACACAACUACCCCUCACUGUCACGACUCAGUGAAUCUACAGACUCAUCCAGCAUCAAUAUCCGUCCUCUGAGAUACUUUGAGGAUGUGACAGCAGCUGUGUCACAGCUCAGAGAUAAACUACAGGACAUUCUGAGAGACACAUGGACAAACAUCUCACUGACAGUGACUGAAGUGGAUGUUUUACUGUCACAAACAGAGCCCAGGACCAGAGCUGGAUUUUUAAAAUAUUCACAUGAAAUCACACUGGAUCCAAACACAGCACACACACGUCUGGUAUUAUCUGAGGGAAACAGAAAAGCAACAGGAAUGAGUCAACAACAGUCUUAUUCUAGUCACCCAGACAGAUUCACUACAUGGUGGCAGGUCCUGAGUAGAGAGAGUCUGACUGGAUGUUGUUACUGGGAGGUGGAGAGGAGAGGAAGAGUUUUUGUAGCAGUCGCAUACAAGAGUAUCAGCACAGCAGGGAGCAGGAAGGAAUGUGUGUUUGGACACAAUGAAAUAUCUUGGGCGUUAGAUUGUAACCAAAACAGUUAUACAUUUUGCUACAACAAUAUCAGCACUCCAGUCUCAGGUCCUCAGUCCUCCAGAGUAGGAGUGUACCUGGAUCACAGAGCAGGUGUUUUGUCCUUCUACAGCGUCUCUGAAACCAUGACUCUCCUCCACAGAGUCCAGACCACAUUCACUCAGCCUCUCUAUGCUGGACUUUGGGUUUAUGACACAGCUGAGUUGUGUAAACUCAAAUAGACAAAGGUCAUUUAAGGUGCAGUUGGUUCAAAUCUGUGUUUUAAUUCAUCAGUUGAUUUUGUCUCCAUCAUUGUUGCUAAAAGCUCAUUGCUGUCGUGUUUCUGCACUCCACACAGAUCACCUGUCAAUCAAACAUUAUGGGUGGUACUUUGACCUCUUCUCAUUUAUUGUUGUGUUGAUGUUUGAGUUUCUUUAGGUGGAGCUGGAGCCAUGGAGGAUAUCACUGCUCAGGAUGAUUUUUCUUUACCUAAACUGACAUUUCUCCACAUGAAAAUAUAAACUUCUCUGUGCUCUGAAUGUUUGUUGAAUAUUUGUGUUGAUGUAUUUGUAUGUUGUUGUUUCUCUUCCACUGCAUGGGCCUUAACAGAGAAAUCACCAGACCUUCCUUUAUCACAGAUAUUUUGUUCUCACUUUGUAAAGAAUUAAAUUUAUAAUUACAUUUACAUUUAUGUGAUUGUCAGAUUGAAUGUUGUUGUUGUUCAAAUCAACUUACAAAUAAUCUCGAUGAGGUUUUAUAAAACUGUGAUUAUCAUGAUAAUAAUCACUGAGGAGAUGAUUCAUUAUUUUAUUUUCCAUAUCUGAGAUUCAGGUGAAACAAACUGAUUGUGUGGAUGAAGUGAAUCUGUUCAUGAAAUCACUGAACAAGAGUCAUUUAACAGACUUUACUGAUUCAGUGUGUGAACAAACUGAAGUUUCACAUCAUGAAUAAAACUGUUUUUCCAUCCACUUGAUUAAAUCAAAUACUUUCUUGUCUUCCAUCUUUCCCAUGUGACCUGAAUGCAGCAUCAGUGUUACAGGGUGUGACUCCUGUGAACAAACUGACACAGUGUGAUAUUACAUAUAUUUACAUGUGUCUUUACUGAUGUUGUUUAUAGCUGCCAAAGGCUGAGUGAAGUUUUUACUCGUCUUCCUGCAGUGAACAUCACAGCAGGUGAACAACUGAAAUCUGAAACUGAUGCACAACACAAGAGGGCGCCUUCAUCCACCUGACCAGGGAUGUAGUGAAGGUUAAAGCUCCUCUGCUCAGUUUUUUUUUAAUUUGUAGUGAAAACCAUGAUUUUAGGCUGAGAAGAUUUAUAAUAAAAAUGUCUUAUGUGAUACAUCAUGGUUAGUGCUGUGAAACUGCUGUAAGUCAUCAGGAAUUCAUCUUUUAAGUUAGUCUAAAAUGAAGAAAUUGUUGCAUUUCUUUUAUUUAUUAGAAAAUGUUACAGGAAGCUGAUUAAUCUUAUUUAGUUUGUGUUUUUUUAUUGAGACUAUACUCUUACCAUAGAGCCAGUAACCACCUAUAUGUGACAUUUUUAUUAGUGUUCUGGUUUAUACUUCACUAGUGUUAGAUUGUUCUUCCAGUUACUUAAAUUGAGGUUCAUUACAGUGUGUUUGGAUCAUGUGAAAAGGUUGUUUCACCAUUGAAACCUUUGUAUUAAUAAUUGUAUUGACAUUGAUCAGUAAAAGUU